AUGGAGGCGUUGGACCCCAACAUCAAGGCCUUGCUCACUUUGCCAUCCGAGCAGCUUUUUCUCAAAUAUGCGGGGGGUCCGGAGAGCGAGAAGAGCAUGGUGGAAGAGGACCUCCAGAAGCUGUUCGAGGAUUGCUGCGUCGACGUCGCAAACAUCGAGGAGGAGUUCGCCUACGCGGACCUCAAAGGCGACGCGCUGCUCACGCUGGACGAGUUUGGGAUCUACCACCACAGCGUGCUGAAGAAGCAGGCCGGGCUCCAGGGCGCCCUCGAGCAGGUUUUCCAGGCCUACAACCUCUGGGGCGGCAAGAUCCCGGACAGUAUGGACGCGAGGGGGUUCGCCCACGUCUGCAAGGACUCGAAGCUCGUGGGCUCGGGUCUGCGCCUGGGCGACAUCGACAUCAUCCACUCCAAGGUCCGCGAGAAGGGCGAGCGGCGCAUCUCGUUCGAGCAGUUCGUGUACGCGCUGGGGCUCGUCGCGGAGGCCCGCAAGGAGCCGAUCGACACCGUCGUGGCGCGCGUGGCGCGCGCUGGUGGCCCGCAGGCCCACGGCACGACGGAGGCCGACACCGUCAGGCUCCACGACGACAAGUCGACCUACACCGGGGUGUACGCGCGGGGCGGGCCGAACAACUUCGACGGCCCGGCCACGGGCGACCUCAGCCACAUCACCAACCGAAAGGCGGCGGACGUGCGCGGCGUGACCGACGAGGCGCGCGAGCGCACGACCGCGGGCGCGAAGGGCCCCGCGCGGCCCACCCGCGGGGCCUCGAAGAGCAAGCAGCUGCUGGACCAGAUCAAGUCGGCGACGGCGGACGCGGGCGGGAUCCAGAUGGCCGUGAACGAGCUGUCGCGGAAGCUCGCGGACACGCCGGCGAGCACGAAGGUGUCGAAGCGGAAGCAGAUGUCGGAGGAGAGCAAGGGCUGGAUCCACGUUGCGCUCGAGCAGACGGGCGACAUGGACCGCGACCUGCGCGCGGUGUUCGAGGCGUACAACAUCUUCGACGGCGGGGACCAGGCGCACAUGUCCGGGCGCGCGUGGGUGAAGAUCUGGCGGGACCGCGAGCUCGUCCCGAAGCCGCUCUCGACCACGUACCUCGACUUGGUCUUUGCCAAGGUAAAGGGGGGCCCUGCGGCGCGCCGGCUGCAGUUCGACCAGUUCAAGACGGCGCUGGACCACGUCGCGAACGACCACUACGGCGGGAACAUGCCCGAGGUCGCCGUGCUCGUCGUGGAGGGCGGCGGGCCGACCGCACAGGGCACAAUUCCUGUCGACUCCGAGCCUGCGCCGGCGCCGGCGCGCGCGGCGAGCAGCCUGUUCCCGCAGGCGUCGGACGCGUCGGCGCUGUCGCGGGCGACGAGCCAGGGGCUGGCGAGCGGCCGUGGCGCGGGCCUGGGGCGCGCCGCAAGCAACGUGUCCAACCUGAGCGGGGGCGCGCCGAGCCCCUCGGUGCGCCUGGGCAAGGGCGUGAUCGACCGGCAGAUCAGCAACAUGAUCGCCGCGAGCGACGUCGUGCCGCCCAACCCCAGCGACUGGUCCCCGGACAUGACAGCGGUGUAUGACAUAUACGAGCAGUACAACGCGUUCGGCGGGAACACGGACGUCACGCGGAUGGACGGCCGGACCUUCGCCAAGUUCUGCCGCGAGAAGGGCCUCCUGCCCAAGCCGCUCCUGCCCAACGACUGCGACCUGGUGUUCGCGUCCGUCAAGGCGCCAGUCGCAAAGAAGCUGAGCUUCGGGGAGUUCUGCGUGGCGCUGCAGAAGCUGUCCGAGCGCAGCAACGGCGCGCUGCCGGACCUGGACAUGAUCCUCGCGGCCGUGGCCAAGCUCGGCGGCCCGCAGACCAUCAGCACCACGCCGGACAACGUGCGCUUCCACGACGACAAGUCGACCUUCACGGGCGUGUACCGGCGCGGGGGGCCCAGCAUGGACGACCGCGCGAAGGUCGGGAACACGUCCUUCCUCGUGGACCGCGACAACAAGGCCGACGUCCGCGGCGUGCCGAAGACCUAG
Messenger RNA from Pedinophyceae sp. YPF-701, 2013 nucleotides. The record is from the annotation of a GenBank genome assembly. NCBI's taxonomy places the organism in Eukaryota, Viridiplantae, Chlorophyta, Pedinophyceae.